GUUUACGCAAACCAAACCGGAAGUCUGGGUGAAUCUCCUCCGCUGUUCACAACAACAAAAUUAUUUGUAACGUCUGACCUCACUAUGGACGAAAUAAGAGUGUUAACGUUUACGACUAGCUACGUCGUGUAAAACGAAAACAAACUACAAACGGGCUAGCAGCAGUUAGCCUCGCUAGGAUGGCGUCCUCAGUGGGACUACCGCUGCUCGCCGCGGACCAAGUUGCCUCUUUCUCCGCGAGCAGGCCUCCGCAGCCCCCGCCGCCUCGCCUGCAUCCGGCCGCUGGCGUCAUGGUGGAGUCUGUGGACGACGCGGAGGGACUUUUUGUGGCGGUUGAGCGGUGCCCUCUGUGUAGCACAUCCCGCCGGAGGUUGACGUGCGCCCGUUGCGUGCAGGCCGGAGACUUUGUUUACUUGGACGGAAGGAACACGGAAAGGUGCGCAGACAAGAUGGCAAGGCUAAGGACGCUGAAAGCAGAGAAGGAUCAGCUGCAGCAAAGGGUGGUCCACGCCAUGCACAGGAAGUUGCAGACUGACGAGACGAAAUGGAAGAUGAUGUGGUGCCGCAUGAAGAUGGAGCAGAUCAACCAAGCGCUGAUUUGCGCACGUCAGGACGUCAAGAGUGACAAGGAGUUGCUGCUCCGCUCCCAGGAGGAAAGUCAGCGUCUUCAGCGCCGCGCCGGCCGCCACCAGCAGAAGCAGGAAAAGAUCGAGCGCCACAACCGCCGUCUGGGCGAGCUGCUGGAGCGCCGCCGCCAGGAGCUGCGCCAGCUACUGGCCCAGCUAGCGGCAACGCGCCGGGAGCACAUUGUGGAGUUGACCGCUCACAUCUUCCCUACUCGCGAGGAGAAGGCUUGCAGCAGGGACCCCGCCGAUGCGGCGUCUGAAUGCGAGGCGGCACUGACGUCCAGCACAGUGAGUGAGCUGGCCGAGGCGCGGCGGACCACGUACCUGUCGGGUCGCUGGAUCUGGGACGACCAGAACGGAGAGACUAGCGUCAGCAUCACAGGUCCCGCCGUCACACUGCCCAGCAAUGGAGAUUGCUCCGCCUACUACAGCUGGGUAGAUGAGAAGAGCGCCAAUCACGGGCCCGAACUGGACCACAUCAACCCAGCUCACACCAUCAGCGCCGCUCUGUGUUAUGCCACACAGCUCCUCACCAUAUUGUCUCACAUCCUGGACGUCAACCUACCCAAAAAGCUGUGCAACAGUGAGUUCUGCGGGGACAACUUGAGUCGCUUCCGCUUCACACGCGCCCUCAGCAAGCUCAACACUAACACACUACACCUCUGCUUCUCACAGCAUGUGGACAGCGACAAGCUGCACCCGCACCACACCCUCCGCAAUAUCAUGUUCCUGGUCUCCACUGAGAACGCCAACCUGGGCAGGACGGGUCCCUUCGAGGCCAGCGCCGAGCUCGAGGAGUCCAUGGAAUUUGUCGAGCCCGAAGCUUCGGGGCCUGCCGAGGAGAGCGGCGACGAGACGGUCACGGACGACGAGACCGACCUGGGCACCGACUGGGAGACUGUUCCCAGUCCGCGCUUCUGCGACAUCCCGUCACAGCCCAUGGAUCUCUCCCAGAGUGCCCUGCAGGUGUCUCAGCCGUCCGUCAACACGGGAGGAAUGAUCUCGUCCGCUGCCGCCUCCGUCACGUCCUGGUUCCGAGCAUACACGGGCCAGCGCUGAGCCACCUCCUGCUUUUUACUUUUCUUUGUGCGUGUAUGAGUGUUAGCGGGGGAGAGACACUGGUUACCAUGACGACGAGGGACACUGUUUACAAGAACUUUGAUUGACACUAACUUUUUACCAAAGUCACAAUCAGACAAUGGUGGGAAAGACACACUGAAACACUUUGACCGAUCUGAGCUCUCAAGGAAUCAAAUGUUUGCUGUUGCCACAGAAUGUACUGUUCAAUAAAAAAAUGCUUUUUAA
Molecule: messenger RNA, 1931 nt
Organism: Corythoichthys intestinalis (scribbled pipefish)
Lineage: Eukaryota; Metazoa; Chordata; Actinopteri; Syngnathiformes; Syngnathidae
Gene: atg14
Product: autophagy related 14
Exons: 11
Coding region: 180-1685 (501 amino acids)
Biological process (GO): autophagosome assembly; cellular response to starvation; mitophagy
Cellular component (GO): extrinsic component of phagophore assembly site membrane; phosphatidylinositol 3-kinase complex, class III; extrinsic component of omegasome membrane
Source: RefSeq, a predicted model, not a curated record